AGAGUAUCGUAACUCAAAAAAAUCUAUUUUUGAGUUAGAUGCACCAUCGGAUUCAGAAGGUUCAACUCUAUACUGUGCAAAAGUAUCGUAACUCAAAACCUCAUAUAACAUCUGUUAUUAAGAAAAAAAUACUAUUGCAUGAUUGAGAUAUCAUCGAUCAACGUGGAGCAAUAGUAUCCUAUUUUGAGUUGGGUUAGUCUUGAAUAGAGAAACAUGCUUGUAGAAUGCAAUACUAUCGUAACUCAAAAUCCGAUAGUCUUGCAUGAUGACAUGUGUUUGUGUUUCCCCAUGUUCUCAUAGUUACGAUGCUUGAUUGGUGGCUUGGUUCUGUUUGUAAAGGUGAGGUUAAGUUGUAAAGCUAGGUUAAUCUUCACACGUGCAGAAUAACUAUUUAUUAUUCUAAUUUGAACGAGUAGUGAAUUACAUUAUUUAUCAUAAAAAUAUUGGAAUUAUGGAAUUUUAUUCCCGUGGCAUUAAGAUACGUAACUUAGCCAUUAAAGUGGCAGAAUCGGAUUUUAGAGAUGAUGGAAAAAGUGAUUGUUUUGAAUCUAAUAUUGAAGCUCCAGUUACCUACAUGGAAUUAACAUCAGUCAACAAGAACUUGAGUGAUGAACAAACUUCAACAAUAACAAUGUAUACUGAAAGACAAGCUGAAUGUGUGACUAAUUUAUCAGGAGAUGUAUCUACUACAGAAAGAGACAAAAAAACUGCUGAUUUGGAAGGAUUAAAAUCUGCAUUCAUUGCUCCAAUAAAAGAUAUUGUAAUGGCAGGCCAUAAUAGUGAAUGCAACCAAAAGAGUGUUCCUCAUACAUCAGAAGAUGAAUCUGCAUCAUUCGAAGCGGAAAUAAAUAGAAGAGCUACUGAUAGUUUGGGAGGAUUCAUUUCUCAAGCUCAAAACACUCUUACAUACAACAAACCAAACUUUGACUCAAUGAAUGACACCUCAGCUUCUUCAGAAGACUAUGACAGUGACAGAGACCCCGAGUGGAUGCCCAAUUUAUUGGAAGAUGGACCUCAUUCCUUCUGUGAAGCUCCAAAAACAAGUGAUGAGAAUUAUUCUAUGCAUGAUACUCCUUCAGCUGAGAUUGACAGAAAUAUGACUAAUGAAUUGAGGGCAAAUCUAUCAGAAACUGAACCAGAAGGUGAAAAUAACAGCCAAAUAGCUGACGGUUUGGAAGGUCUACAGCAACCUCAUACAUCUAUCGAAGCUGAUCUCUCUGAUGAAACAUGUGAUGAAACUACAAGCAAAAAGAGGAGUCGGAAACGAGUACGAAAUUCUUCACAAUGGCAAAGAAACAUCAAGAAAGCAAAAUGCAAUCGUGGUGAGCAGUACAUUAAUAGUUCCGGACAGAUAGUGGAAGCUAGGACAUUAAAACAGCCAUGUGGAGAAAAGUGCAGGCAAAAAUGUACAAGCAGAAUUACUGAAGGAGAACGAGAAUCAAUUUUGAAAAGUUUUUGGGGUUUAGGAGACAUUUCACGGCAGCGAGAUUUCAUUGUGAAAAAUAUGACUGAGAUUGUUCCGAAAUAUCAGUAUAAAAAAACUGAAACUGGAAGGAAUAAUAAUUAUGCAUUCUAUUUGGAGGUUGACAGACAAAGGAAGAAGGUUUGUAAAUUAUUUUUCCUAUCAACACUCAGCAUAACAGACCAGAUGGUCAAAACUGCUCUGAAGAAACUCAAUGGAGAAGGAACGGUUGAAAAUGAUAAUAGAGGAAAGCAAUCGAAAUCUAAAAUUGACCCAAAUAUUAAAGAAGACAUACGAAAUCAUAUAAAAAGUAUUGAUAAAGUUGAGUCACAUUACUUAAGAGCCCAAACGAGCAGAGAGUACAUUGAUGGCAGUUUAACUCUUACAAAACUAUAUGAAUUAUACAAAACAAAAUGUGAAGAAGAAGGAAAAGAGUGUGGAAAGUUUCACUUGUAUUGCACUAUCUUCAAUACAGAAUUCAACAUUGGUCUGUUCAAACCAAAGAAGGAUCAGUGCAAUACAUGUGAAUCCUUCAAGAAUAGUGAUUCACUAAGAAAAGAAGAGUUGAAGAGCUCACAUGAGCAACACAUUUUUGAAAAAAACACCUAG
Molecule: messenger RNA, 2071 nt
Organism: Nilaparvata lugens (brown planthopper)
Lineage: Eukaryota; Metazoa; Arthropoda; Insecta; Hemiptera; Delphacidae
Exons: 7
Coding region: 452-2071 (539 amino acids)
Source: RefSeq, a predicted model, not a curated record